UCUGCUGCCAGUAACAGUCCAACUCUUGCGCGGCUGACAAACUCGCCACGGGAACACGGGAGAGCGGCAAUAGCGGCAAUCCUGGAACGGACGCGAGCGGGCACGCCUUCCCACACAUCUCCUGCGCUCGGCCGGUGGUAACGGUGGUAACUCGCUCGCCACUCUCGUGUUUAACGGUGUCGCGUGAAUUAAACAUUUGCACGUUGAAAACUUUUUAAAUUCGUAAUGUGGGUGCAUUAAAAUAUUAAAACAGAAAUUUCGAUUCCAAGAGUUAAUCAUCACUUAUUUUGAAAAAUGCUUACUUCAACUUUCGUGAUUUUCAAGUUAAUGAUGAUCCUCAGUGAAUCUACUCUCAUAGGAAAUGCGCUGCGCUUAACCAACAUGAGUGCGCCAUUGGUUGCGGAUGUACGUGGUGAUAUCGACUUGGAUUGUCGAUUCGACAUGGGAGCUGAAGAGUUGUACGCCGUUAAAUGGUAUAAGGACGAUCGGGAGUUUUUCAGAUAUAUGCCAAAACAACACCCGAAAACAAUCAAGUUCCCAGUGGUCGGCAUAAACCUAGAGAUGACGAACACGAACUGCGGUAAAGACCACUGCAAAGUAAAACUUCGAGGACUGUCGCGCGAACACAGCGGCGGCGCCUUCCGCUGCGAGAUCUCCAGCGAAGCACCGACAUUUAGAUUGGCUUCCGAAACGCACGUCGUUACAGUGGCAGCGUUACCCAAGGAGACGCCGCACAUUGAGGGUGUCAAUGGUCCCUACACCGAAGGCGAUGUGAUCAACGCCAAUUGCAUGUCGGACGUGGCAGAUCCAACACCAAUACUGUCCUGGUACAUCAAUAACCAAGAGGUCCUUCCCCGGCACGUGGGCGAAAUGACGUGCUCCGACCCCGAUAAUCGUGGAUUAAUGGCGCGAUCUCUGACGUUAAGUUUCCCAGUGGACAAGAAGCACGCUCUGGCGAAUUCCGUCGAAUUAAAAUGCAUCGCUACGCUGCCGGGCAUCCCCCAACCGCCGCAGUCCACGAGCAAGCUAGUCAGCACCCGCAGCCGACAACCGGAAGUAAUCAACAAACAAAAAUUACAGUCGGACUCCACCUCCGCGGCGACGGCGGCGAAGAAUCACGUCGAUUUCACUAUCUUCGUUAUGCUUUGUUUCGCUAAUUAUAUCACAAGGUAAAUAUGAAGUAGAAGUAAAACUUGUAGUGGUGGAGGAAUCGUCAGUAUUAAUUUAAUAUUUUUGAAAAGAAAACUUAUAUUAAGUAUAAAGUUCCAUAAAUUUAAAGCGUAAAAUAAGAAAAUCACGUUAGAAUUAACUUGGCACCGUUGAUUAGAAUACUAAACGCUCAUAAACAUAUCACCGUUUAGUUUAAAUUAUUAAUAAAAAUAUAAUUUUAUUAAAAAUUGUAAGAAUGCCAAUUUUCUUCCAAGUUUUUUUAUUUUUUCGCUUUUUUGGUUGUGGGAGUAUAUUCCGCGCACAGCAAUUCUCGAAGCGCGUAAAGAACAUAGCAAGACACACAAUCAUAGAGUCAGUCGUUUAGGUAAACCCAUACUUUAACCCAAAGAGGGACAUUCUACACACACGAUCAAACAAACACGCAGUGUAUCUCGGAUUCGCGACGGUAAUGCAAUAUUCUUAUAUAUUCCGGACUUCCACCCUUGUUUCGCCUAUCUUCCGCUUGUAUCUUUCCGUCUUUAAUAUUGUUAUUACGCGAGGGCACAUAUUUCCGUUGAGCGUACAUUCGAGCAUACAUAAUCAAUUUUCUACGCGCGCAUCUGAACGUAUGUAUUCGGGAAAUUGAACGGAAUUUGAAUUCGAAAACGUUUCACCAAAUAGAAUCAAAUUGAAUCUUUAUUAUUUGGAAAACAUUUGAUACUACAUACAUAGUCACAGUUCCAAUAUAGUUUUUUUUUCUUUGUUUUGUUGUUGUUUUUGUUGUUUUUGAUUUUCGUUUUCAUUUGAUUCAAAAUGUGAUGUAAAAUAAUUGCGUCUGUAUAAAACGCCAUGUAUUUCCAUCUUACUUCUACGGUGAAUCAAAUUUCAUGUCAAUAAAAUUGUAGCAGAAGUAACGGAAAAUUGUAGACGAUGAAAUCAAUAACAUGACUAUGUCUGUAUAAAUUUUAUGUAAAAGCGAAAUGCUAAUCGAAAAGAAAUUGUAAAAUAUAUGAAUAAAUAUUGUGGGAAUAAAUUAAA
Molecule: messenger RNA, 2187 nt
Organism: Dalotia coriaria
Lineage: Eukaryota; Metazoa; Arthropoda; Insecta; Coleoptera; Staphylinidae
Exons: 6
Coding region: 295-1173 (292 amino acids)
Source: RefSeq, a predicted model, not a curated record